Messenger RNA from Nicotiana attenuata, 1736 nucleotides. RefSeq names its product auxin-induced protein PCNT115-like. Lineage: Eukaryota; Viridiplantae; Streptophyta; Magnoliopsida; Solanales; Solanaceae. The transcript has 6 exons. The record is from RefSeq and is a predicted model, not a curated record. The coding region runs from base 676 to 1575 and encodes 299 amino acids. Gene Ontology annotation, cellular component: cytoplasm.
AAGGGUCGAGUCUGGAUAAACUUGUGCGUCCUUCGACUGAUCCCUCGAUUAUUAUUACCUUCUACUAGUACAAGUAUUGGGUCAGUUUGUCCAUUUAUCAAGAAGAGAGCCCAAGACAAGGAAUGCAGUUUCUAGAUAUAUUUUAUGGAUGCAGGUUUAUUUAACUUAUAUGUCAAAUGUCUUUUUUUCUUUAUUUUUAAACUUCGUGUCUAGUCAAAUUCAGUCUGAACAUCGAUUGAGGGUUCAGGAAUUUUCUAAAUUGAAUAACUCAGCAAUUAUUGAAUAAGUAAACAGAGGAAUUAACACUAGCACCCAACCGUUGAAUAUUGUUUUGCUCAUGUGCUUGCAUAAUGGCUGGCUAGUGUUACUUAUUUGACUCUUUUUAACAUAACAAGUUAUUGCAUAAUUGCCUUCUCUCUCCACAGCUUCAUAUAAACCUCUGCAUCUUCGUCUUGCAGACAACCCCCCCCCCCCCCCCCCGACGUUUCUCUGUAUUUAACAUGCAAAAAGAGAUUUUCUUAAACACAUUAAUGGAUUCAGAGGGAAGAAAAGUGCCAAGAAUGAAGCUGGGAUCACAGGGUUUGGAAGUAUCAGCUCAAGGACUCGGUUGCAUGGGCAUGUCAGCCUUUUAUGGCCCGCCGAAACCUGAAGAUGACAUGAUCAAGCUCAUUCACCAUGCCAUUAACUCCGGCAUCACUUUCCUCGAUACUUCAGAUGUAUAUGGACCUCACACCAAUGAAAUCCUCAUCGGCAAGGCAUGCUCUGAAAGAAGGGAUGAGAGAAAGUGUUGAGUUGACAACAAAGUUUGGUAUUAGUUCUGCAGAUGGAAAAAUAGAAAUAAUUGGAGAUCCCUCGUAUGUAAGGGCAGCAUGCGAAGCCAGCUUAAAGAGACUUGAUGUUGACUGCAUUGAUUUGUACUAUCAACAUCGGAUUGAUAAGCGUGUGCCAAUUGAAAUCACGAUGGGAGAACUCAAGAAGCUGGUUGAAGAGGGUAAAAUAAAAUAUAUAGGUUUAUCCGAGGCUUCAGCAUCGACGAUUAGAAGAGCACAUGCAGUUCAUCCAGUAACAGCAGUACAAUUAGAAUGGUCUCUAUGGUCCAGAGAUGUAGAGGAAGACGUAAUCCCUACUUGCAGGGAGCUUGGAAUUGGAAUCGUAGCAUACAGCCCCUUAGGAAAAGGAUUUUUGUCAUCUGGUCCAAAACUACUCGAGGAUUUGUCGAAUGAGGACUUUCGGAAGCAUAUACCAAGGUUUCAAGCCGAGAAUCUUGAGCAUAACAAGAUCUUGUACGAGAGAAUUUGCAAAAUGGCAGAGAAGAAAGGAUGUACGCCAUCUCAACUAGCCUUGGCUUGGGUACAUCACCAAGGAAAUGAUGUGUGCCCCAUCCCAGGUACCACUAAGACCGAAAACCUCAACCAGAACGUUGGAUCUCUGUCGAUUAAGUUAACAACAGAAGACAUGGUGGAGCUUGAAUCCAUUGCUUCAGCUGAUGCGGUCAAAGGUGAAAGAGAUGCUUCUGGUGCAAAUCACGAAAACUCUGAUACUCCUUCCUUGUCAACAUGGAAGGCUACAAGAUAAGACUUUUGCGCACUUUCCACGUUACAAUGUAUUUGAAACAUGUUCUUGUUGGAAAUGGUAAACUUAUUAAAGUAUAAAAAAGUGUCUAGGCUCAUUUGUACUUUUGAGUCAUCCUAGAAUGUUCAUUAAUCAUUAUUCAUAUAACUUGAAGUUUAAAGGUC